Molecule: messenger RNA, 424 nt
Organism: Hyalella azteca
Lineage: Eukaryota; Metazoa; Arthropoda; Malacostraca; Amphipoda; Hyalellidae
Source: RefSeq, a predicted model, not a curated record
UUUUUAACCAGUUUUAGCUCUGCAAACUUUCUUCUUAACAGUGUCAAAUUAGGAUGUAAAACAAAGAUUCAUCCUUUUUGAUGGAAUGUUAGAUUCGCAAUUUAUAUUCGUGCAAAAUAUUUUGCAUCAAUUGCAAACAAAAAUUAAUAUUAAUGAAACGGUGCAGAAUUCUUUUGGAACAAACGAAAAAGAAAUAUCCGAGAGUAAUGUCUUUUGAGUGAGUCAGUUUAGCUCGCAACUUUCCUUGAACAGCGAGAAGAACGCGCACUCAAACAUGAGAGACAAGAGGCUGUUUAUUGUGUACGUAACGAUAAUAUGUUGUUGGUUUGGCCAUAUACAAGAGAACGAGGCCCAAAUCACAAAAAGAGGAGAUUGUCCAAACUACCAAACCUCCCCAAGAUUCAAGUCAUCACUCAUAGACAAG